Messenger RNA from Lycium barbarum (goji berry), 2547 nucleotides. RefSeq names its product tRNA (guanine(37)-N1)-methyltransferase 1. NCBI's taxonomy places the organism in Eukaryota, Viridiplantae, Streptophyta, Magnoliopsida, Solanales, Solanaceae. Gene Ontology annotation, cellular component: cytoplasm. The record is from RefSeq and is a predicted model, not a curated record. Gene Ontology annotation, biological process: tRNA N1-guanine methylation. The transcript has 10 exons. The coding region runs from base 123 to 1883 and encodes 586 amino acids.
AAAUAGUCAUUCAUUUUGGAGGGAGGGAGUAACUUGUUUGCUGUGGCAGUGUAAUCUCUACUACCGGCAACCAAACCGUGUCUCUGUUUAUUUAUCUUGUCAGCACUGUUAAACUUCAAAUAAUGGCUCUGUAUCCAUUACCUUCCACCACAGUACUCAACAAACUCACUUCUUCUCUCCCUUUCACUUGCCGUUUUUUCCCCAAACCUCACUCUUUUUCCAUUACAACAACCUGUUAUUAUUCAACAUUAACCCAACAACAACAACACCUUUCUUAUGGCCCUUCACUCUACGAAGGCCACAAAAAUUCUUCGCAAAAUCUACACCCAACCUCCGAUACCUUCAAUGAAGAAAACUUCACUAGAGUCUUCCAUAUCACCGCCUUACGUGUCCCUUCAGAACACUCUUUCUCCUUCGAAAGCAAAUUACGUGGCCAUUUGUUAAAUUGGCCACGUAUUCGUAACAUUGCUAGGGUUCCUGGUGACGAUAUUGAUGACGAAUUAAAAGAAUUAAUUGGAAAUGAUAAUAAUCAUCCUAAUGAUGAAACCCUAGAACGAAGAAUUUAUGGAAAAGCUGAAUUAGAUGGGCAGAAAAUGUGUGGAGUGUUGUAUAGAGAUAAGGUUGUGAAGAGUUUUAAUUCGAUGGGGUAUGUGAAGUUUGAGAAUUUGGCUAAGAUAUCGCGACCGAAGAAGAAGAAGAAGAAAUGGAAGAGAGAGGAAAAAGAUGGAAAAAGAGGGUAUGGGAGAAGUGAUGUGUCGAAUGUGGAGGUGGUUGAUCAGGGGAAUGAUGACGACUACGAGGAUUUUAGUGGGUUAUUAGGAGAUGAUUUUAGGAGGAGAAGAGGGAAAUGGAGGGGGUCGACGAGGUUGUUGUUAUUGGAUGAGAGGUACGCGAACAAAGGGAUAGAGGAAAUGCCCCAGGCAAUUAAGGCAGUCCUCAAAGAACACAACGAGGAAAGUACAAGAUUAAGUUUUGAAAUUGUGAGAUGCAAGUUGACAUUAUUUUACAAUUAUUGGCAAAUGAAUGAGGUCUUAGAGGUCUUGCUUCCACAAGGUAUGAUUGUUCCUUCAGCUUUUGAGACAGUUGGGCAUAUUGCCCAUCUAAACUUGAGAGAUCAACAUCUCCCCUACAAGAAACUUAUUGCACAGGUAGUUCUGGACAAGAACAAGCCGAAGAUACAAACAGUUGUCAAUAAAAUUGAUGUCAUCCACAAUGACUACAGAACAAUGCAGCUUGAAGUUUUGGCAGGAAACCAUUCUCUUGUUACUACUGUAGUUGAAAAUGGACUCUAUUUUAAUGUUGAUUUAGCAGCAGUAUAUUGGAGUUCUAGGCUGGCAACUGAAAGACAGAGGCUUCUUAGUUGCUUCACCCACAAUGAUGUUGUCUGUGAUGUUUUUGCUGGGGUUGGUCCCAUUGCAAUAUCUGCUGCGAAGAAGGUCAAAUAUGUGUACGCUAAUGAUUUAAACCCUAUUGCUGUUGAAUAUCUGGAAAGAAACUCUGUCCGUAACAAACUUGAGAGGAGGAUUGAGAUUUUUAACAUGGAUGGGAGGAGGUUCAUUGACAGUAUUUUUGCCAGUGAAAAAACUAGGCCAAUUACUCAAGUAGUCAUGAAUUUGCCAAACGAUGCUGCAGAUUUUCUUGAUUCAUUUAGAGGUAUUUUCAGAAAUAAGCACACGGAUAAGCAAUUUACCUUGCCAAGGAUCCAUAUCUAUGGGUUUUCGAAAGCUGAGGAUCCUGAAUUCGACUUUCAUGAGAAAAUCAGGAUUGCACUGUCUGAGGUGGCUUUUGAGGUCCAGAUGCACAAGGUUCGCCUUGUUGCACCAGGAAAAUGGAUGCUGUGUGCAUCAUUUGUUCUACCUGAGACAGUGGCAUUUGCUAAAUAAACUCUGAGCAUUGCAGCACAAAUAGGAAAGCAGAAUUAGCUGAGAACGAGAAAAGUUUAUUUAUCUGUGUCAUUCAGAUAAUCUUUGAACACAAGUUUUGAUUCUUUGGGCUCUAUGAUGCAGACGUGGACCAUUUCGAAAUGGUUAUAACGGUGAAGAAGAAAGCUCUAGACAUCCAAAUUUCGUGAACGUAGGUUGUAGUACUCUAUGAUCUAAUUUUGGUUCCCUAAAUAUGUGGAACUUUGAGCUUUAUUUAAGCGUGUUGCAGUUAUGGAUGCACCAUGUCUUGUAGAGAAUGUAUAUACAACUGCAGCGUGUGGAAAUUGUAGCUCUACUGUGGACCAUAGCAGUAGUCAUCUCACUUGGUUAUGAAAAACUCAUUUUGAACGGCACACUUCUAGACUCCGAAAGUAUACCAAUACUUGGAAUAAAAACACUGCAAUAGCAUCCAGUUCUGGAGAUGACCUUCUAGACGUAUCCCACUUUCGUGGCUGAAUUUCUUUUGUUUUCUGUUUCUGUUACAAACACAAGUCCACGUUAGCAGCGUCUCUGUUCCUUUCUUAAGCAUGAAAGUGUUGUGCCUUCCAUGAAGUCAGUGUAAGAGGUGUGCAAAUGCUUUAUGUGGUGUCUGUCUUUAUCUAUUCAUAACAUUUGUUUGUUUGAA